CCUCCUGCUCUCGCUCCUCCUGCUCGUUCCCAAGUUUUCCCCCGGCGUCGGCGGGAGGACGGGCGGGAGCUGCAGCGUGGAUCGCAGCGUCGAUCGCAGCGUUGGCGAUGGGUCGGGGGAGGUCCCCGCGCCCCCCGUGCUCCCUGGCGCUGCGGUGGCUGCUGAUGACGACCCUUGCGUCGGCCGUAUCCUCUUCCUGGAUUCCUCAAUCGAGGCCGAUCCCGUCUGAAGCGGAUUUCUGCGGGAUGCGGGAGUAUUUUGCCAAUGACCAUUGUUGUCUCCUCUGCCCGGCCGGGACUCACGUGGCUGACUUCUGCCAACUGCCCCGCACUCUAGGACGCUGCGAGCCCUGCAGACCCGGCGAAUUCACCGCCCACCCCAACGGCCUCUACGCCUGCCGGCCCUGCAAACAGUGCCAUCCUGAGGACAAGGUGACGGUGGCGCCCUGUACCAGAUUCAGCGACACCCGGUGCCAGUGUAAGCCGAACCAUUACUGCGAGCUUCCGGCCUGCGAGGUGUGCCUCCCUUGUAGACGCAGCUGCCCUCCCGGAGAGGUGGUGCUCCAUAAAUGCAGCCAGACAGCUGACACAGAGUGCGGCCCACCCAGGGCAGCAGGCCACACGACCUACUCCAUCUGGUCUGUCUUGGGCGUCGUCGCGAUCGUGGUCGUCGUGGUCCUGCUGAUCGGGACCGUUGCGUUCUUCUUGACGUCCCGGUGUCGAAGCCAGCUGGGGAGAGGAAAUGCUGACCAGAAGGAACCGAUGAUACCAAAUGCAAAAAUGAGCCUCCUUUCAAAAAUUAAGGAAGUUGGUCUAGAAGAAUUCUUUCAGUCAAGUUUAUCAGAAACGGAACAGAAUAAAAUCUAUUAUUUGUUCGCCUCCAAAGUCCCUCCCGAGAAGUGGAAGCAGUUUAUGUAUUACCUGGGCCUGGAGGACAAUGAGAUCCACAGCGUGAUGCUGUUCCACGGGGACUCCCCGGACGAUGAGCAUUUCGAGAUGCUCCGCAAAUGGAACUAUAAAUUAGGGAAGGAGGCCACCGUUUUUAAGGCCCUGGAAACCUUAGUCGAAAUGGGCUUAGGAAAAUCGGUCGACACCAUCCUCAGCGCAUUAAGGAAGAUGCAACUCGGCGGCGGGCGCCCAUCUCACACCGAACCGGCUGGGCCCGAACUCUACCUUUCCAGCUCCGCGAGCGGGGACCGUGGCCCCGGGGUCUGCUGAACCGGACCACCGACCCCGGGACCGAAUCCCGCGCGGGCUGGCCCGGGCUCGCCGGGGCUAGUCCGACGCGGCUGAUCCGGGAUCGCCCUCCCCUUUCAGAUGCGUCCGACCCCUGCUCUCCCCCCCGCUGGAUGCUCCGGCUCUCCCAGGAGAGGCCUUCCCCCAAUGGAUCCCAUUUACUGAGUGCUUACUCUAGGCAGGGCACCGGUAUUUGGGAACACCGGGUCCUCUGAGCUCAAGAGGCAGCAGGACGCGGUGGAUAGGUCGUUGGCCCGGGAGUCAGAAGGUCGUGGGUUCGAAUUCCGGCCCCCUCACCUGUCUGCUCUGUGACCUCGGCCUCUCCGGGCCUCCGUUCCC
Molecule: messenger RNA, 1574 nt
Organism: Ornithorhynchus anatinus (platypus)
Lineage: Eukaryota; Metazoa; Chordata; Mammalia; Monotremata; Ornithorhynchidae
Product: tumor necrosis factor receptor superfamily member 1A-like
Exons: 9
Coding region: 108-1217 (369 amino acids)
Biological process (GO): TRAIL-activated apoptotic signaling pathway; immune response; apoptotic process
Cellular component (GO): plasma membrane; cell surface
Molecular function (GO): protein binding; transmembrane signaling receptor activity
Source: RefSeq, a predicted model, not a curated record